Striga asiatica is the source of this 885-nucleotide messenger RNA. NCBI's taxonomy places the organism in Eukaryota, Viridiplantae, Streptophyta, Magnoliopsida, Lamiales, Orobanchaceae. The record is from the annotation of a GenBank genome assembly.
AUGUCAACCCACAGCCCAAGCCUCCGGCAAGUACUCUCUGAAACCUGGCGCGUGAUCGCCGCCCACCCGCGCCAUUUCUUGGCCCUCUCGGCUCUCUUUCUCCUCCCCGUCUCGUUUUCCGCCGUGCUUUACUACCUCCACUCCAUUUCCACUAUCUCCACUCCAUACACCCAACCCCAUCUCCUCAUCUCCAUUCUCUACAUCCUUCCCACACUCUUUUUCACCCUUUGUGCCAUUCCUUCCAUCACCACCACCACUUUUGCCGCGUUUCACCGUAAACCCAUUUCCUUCCGUCUUUCUCUGCAAUCCAUCGUGCUCUCCUUCUUCCCUUUACUCGCGACUAAGUUCAUCACACAAAUAAUUUUCGGGUCAAUUCUUUUCGUGUUUGGUGUUCUCGUGCUCGUGGCCUAUAUUGGGCUCACCUUGCUUGGGCUCGAGAUCGAAUAUGACAACAACAGCCCCUACUUUCUCGUGUUUGUUGUGAUGGCUACCGUUGUUCUCGUGUUCGUGUUUGUCUACUUGCAAGUCGAGUGGUGCCUCUCGAGCGCGGUUGUGGUUUUGGAGUCAAAGUGGGGGUUUGAGCCAUUAAGAAGGAGCUCGCGUUUGGUAAAAGGGAAGAGAUGGGUUGCUCUUUCUAUGACGGUGUUGUUUGCGUCUAUUGGUUCGGUUCUCACGGUAUUGUAUUCGAAUUUGGUGAGGAGUAAAGGUGGAGUUUGUCAAGGUUGGGUUGUUUUCGUGCAGAUGGUUGUUUAUGUUGUUGUUUCAACCGUGUUAUCGCUUUACGGUUUGGUGGCAAACACGGUAUUGUUUGCUUACUGCAAGGAGUUGACGGCUAUGAUUGAUGAGGAGACGAGUGGCAAGUAUGUGGCAUUGCCUAUAGUUUGA